Ostertagia ostertagi is the source of this 681-nucleotide messenger RNA. NCBI's taxonomy places the organism in Eukaryota, Metazoa, Nematoda, Chromadorea, Rhabditida, Trichostrongylidae. The record is from the annotation of a GenBank genome assembly.
AUGCGUGAAGCGCGCAUCAAGGCGCUGUUUGCGGAUUCGGGGCUCAUUGGUCGGCAGCUCGAAUGCACGUUCGACAGCUACCGCGUCAGCACGCCGCAACAGCAGGCGGUGUUUGAUGACUGCCGUGCCUACAUGGACCUGUUCGUGCGUGGCCAGGACCUGCCGAAAACCACGCUCUGGCUAAUCGGCACGCCGGGUACAGGCAAAAGCCAUCUGGGUUCGGCCAUGGUGAACCACCUCAUCGCCAACCAUGCCACGCCGGCACGGAUUCACACUGUCAAGGAAUUGAUCCGCAUGCUGCGCGCGACAUGGGGCCGGAACGCGGUGACCACCGGUCAGACAUGGGUGGAACACGGUGAUGGCAGCGGAUCGUUUGACACGUCCGCCGCACCAACAUCCGAGGAUGAGCUGAUCCGCGACCUUGGCAAUUGCACGCUGUUGGUGCUGGAUGACGUUGGUGCUGCCCAUGGCUCCGAAGCAGAGCUGGUGCAACUGCUGGAAAUCGUGGACCUGCGCUAUCGCUUGGAGAAACCUACGGUCGUGCUGUCCAACCUCUCGGCGACCGACCUGAAGGCGGCGCUAGGCGGCAGGCUCUAUGACCGCCUGCGCGAAGGCGCAACCAUGAAGGUGUGUAAGUGGGAAAGCGGUCGAGGUCAGUUCCCGACCAGGGCGGCCGCAUGA